AUGGACAAGACUGAUCAGGAUCCGGAAUACAUUAGCUCACCCGAGUAUUUGCUACCAAUUGACGUAUGCGCAGAACUUGAUGAAACCAAGCUGCGUAAGCUACAUUUAGUGUUGUUAAUCAGUCCCAAUCGGUCCCAGUUCUCUGGGUUUCGUGAGAACCAAUGGCUCGAUUUCAUGCAAAUAUGUAUAGGAAAUCAGUCGCGGAGAGCGCAACAUCCGGAAGAUCUCUUUUCAGUUUCUUUCCCGGCCCUAUGUGCUUGUCAGUUCUGUAACCGUCGACGAUGUGUUCCAAACAAUACGUACGCCAAAAUAUACGAUUCUAUAAGGAAGGAUGUUACGGAUAUUCAGGAGUCUGGCUCCAUUAACGAGGGUGCAAAGCGUUUUUUGAGAAAAGUUAGGGAUAAUUGGAAAGUAAGUAACUCAGUCGAAUAUCUUGUCAGAAUUUGA
Molecule: messenger RNA, 447 nt
Organism: Ambispora leptoticha
Lineage: Eukaryota; Fungi; Glomeromycota; Glomeromycetes; Archaeosporales; Ambisporaceae
Source: the annotation of a GenBank genome assembly